Molecule: messenger RNA, 2169 nt
Organism: Lactuca sativa (garden lettuce)
Lineage: Eukaryota; Viridiplantae; Streptophyta; Magnoliopsida; Asterales; Asteraceae
Product: protein ASPARTIC PROTEASE IN GUARD CELL 1
Biological process (GO): proteolysis
Molecular function (GO): aspartic-type endopeptidase activity
Source: RefSeq, a predicted model, not a curated record
CCUUUUUGCCCUUUUCAACUCUUUUUGUGAGGGUCAAAACGAUGUUCCCACCAAUCCCUCCUUGAUUUUGAGUCUGCGUUCUUCAUUCCCCAUUUCCACAAAAUCAAUCCCUAAAAGCCCAAUGAAUCAAAAAGCAGUUUGAUCAAAUUCACAACAUAUAAAAGCUUUCCUUCUGUUUUUGUUUUGUUCAACUGUCAUCGAUGGUGUUCAAGUGCUCUCUGUUUCUUCUGAUCUUCUGCUUUCUGGGUUCUACUUUCGGAGUUCAUCAUGCUCGCACCCAUCUUCAGAAUCUAAAUCCAAAUGCUUCUUCACUUCUCACCGGAAUCGAAAUACCUAAUCAUUCAAGCUUUAAUGAAAUCUCGGAUUCUUCUUCUUCUUCUUCUUCUUCUUCAGAUUGCGGCUUCUCCUCGCCCGAGAAAACAGAAACAUUAGACGGAAGAGAAACAGGUAGGAAUGAAUUUGAAUCGGUCAAACUCCACCUGAAACACCGAUCACCAGGUCAAACUUCCAUGCCCGCUAAAGAAUCAUUAUUCCAUUCGGCCGCAGGUGAUGUCACCAGGAUCCAAACGCUUCACAAAAGGAGCCUAGAGAAGCAGAUUCGCAACACCGUUAUGAAUCCGAAGAAGCACGAUGAAAGUUCUGCCGUAAAGCUCAAGCCUGCGGUAGAGGAAGCGCCGGCGGUGAUGGAGAGUUACGCCGGAAAACUUAUGGGUACUCUGAAAUCAGGGGUAACACUCGGUUCUGGAGAGUAUUUCAUGGAUGUUUUUCUGGGUACGCCUCCUAAACACUACUCUCUUAUACUCGAUACUGGUAGCGAUUUGAAUUGGAUCCAAUGUACACCCUGCCACGAUUGCUUCGAACAAACAGGACCCCAUUACGAUCCCCAACAAUCAUCAUCUUACCGGAAUAUCAGUUGCCAUGAUCGCCGGUGCAGCCUUGUUUCAUCCCCAGAACUUUCCAGACCUUGCAAAGCUGAAGAUGAAUCUCAAUCAUGCCCUUAUUUUUACUGGUACGGCGACAGUUCCAACACCACCGGCGAUUUCGCCACAGAGACUUUCACAGUGAACUUGACCACCAAUGUCGAUGGGCAUAAACAACAGCACAAGGAGGUCCAGGUAAAUAAUGUCAUGUUCGGCUGCGGCCAUUGGAACCGAGGUCUAUUUCAUGGUGCUGCUGGAUUGCUAGGGCUAGGACGAGGCCCACUAUCCUUCGCCUCUCAACUCCAAUCUUUAUACGGCCAUUCCUUUUCCUAUUGUCUUGUUGAUCGAGACAGCAACUCCAGCGUCAGCAGCAAGUUGAUUUUCGGAGAAGACAAGGGUCUUUUGAAUCACCCGGAAUUAAAUUUCACUUCAUUGAUCGGCGGUAAAGAAGCUCCGGUCGACGUUUUCUACUACGUUCACAUCAAAUCCGUGAUCGUCGCCGGAGAAACCCUGGAUAUACCUGAACACACAUGGGAUUUAACGGCAGAUGGAUUUGGGGGAACCAUCAUCGAUUCCGGAACUACUCUUAGUUACUUUGCUGAUCCUGCUUACAACAUCAUCAAGAAAGCAUUCAUGGAGAAAGUUAAAGGCUACCCUUUGGUUAACGAUUUCCCAAUCCUUGAACCCUGUUAUAACGUUUCUGGGAUUGCGGAUUAUAAAAAAGAUUUGCCAUCUUUCGGGAUCUUGUUCGACGAUGGCGCAGUGUGGAAUUUCCCUGUUGACAAUUAUUUCAUCAAACUUGAACCCGAAGAGAUUGUGUGCUUGGCAGUUUUGGGGACACCACGAUCUUCUUUAUCGAUAAUUGGCAAUUAUCAGCAGCAGAACUUUCAUAUCAUGUAUGAUACGAAGAAAUCUAGGCUCGGAUUUGCUCCAACAAGGUGUGCAGAUGUUUAAAUUAAAAGGUGAAACAUUUGUCGAGAAGUUUGUAAACAAAAUAGCGAUGAAGGGUUUUUUUUUUUUUUUUUUUUUAAAUUCUUUUUUUCAUUUUUCCGGCUUAGAAGUUGAGAAUGGCCGGGGCAUAGAUUUUAAUCUUAACACUUGAUCGACGAUAAAAUUGUAUCAUGGACAAUAUAGUUAUAAACUUAAUACAGUCGCUAUUUUUUCAUUUGAUGGAUUCUUUUAGGUGUAUUUAUUGGUUGUGUUUGGAUGUGUUGCUAAAGUGAUUGCAACUUGAAGUCACGUUAAAUAA